Messenger RNA from Corythoichthys intestinalis (scribbled pipefish), 1247 nucleotides. RefSeq names its product nerve growth factor b (beta polypeptide) (gene ngfb). Gene Ontology annotation, molecular function: nerve growth factor receptor binding; growth factor activity. Gene Ontology annotation, biological process: peripheral nervous system development; neuron projection morphogenesis; negative regulation of neuron apoptotic process. Bases 1 to 567 code for a protein of 188 amino acids. The record is from RefSeq and is a predicted model, not a curated record. The transcript has a single exon. Lineage: Eukaryota; Metazoa; Chordata; Actinopteri; Syngnathiformes; Syngnathidae. Gene Ontology annotation, cellular component: axon; synaptic vesicle; dendrite.
AUGAGGUCGUCUAUGCUGGUCCUGUUGCUUUUCUUCAGUGCCCAGGCCGUGGCCUCUUUUGGGGAGGACUCAAGCGCCACCGACGCCAGAGCUGGCGCCCCACGAGUGGACCCCAAACUCUUCAGCAGACGGCGAAGGCACUCCCCUAGGGUGCUGUUUAGUGCCCGGCCGCCCGAUGCCGACCCAACUGGGUCCCGUAGGACCCGUCGGCGAGCAAGCCAGCCCCAGCACCGAGGCGUGUACUCUGUAUGCGAGAGCAUCAGUGUGUGGGUGGGCAACAAAACCAAAGCCACGGACAUUUCCGGCAACGAGGUGACGGUUCUGCCGGACGUUAACAUCAACAACGUCAACAAGAAACAGUACUUCUUUGAGACUACGUGUCACAGCUCACACGCGGGCAACUCGGGAUGCCUUGGCAUCGACGCCCGACAUUGGAACUCGCGUUGCACCAAUUCACACACAUUUGUGCGGGCUUUGACGUCCUUUAAGAACUUGGUGGCCUGGAGGCUCAUACGCAUCAACGUGGCUUGCGUGUGCGUGCUCAGCCGCAAGUCGUGGAGGCAGUGAGAGUAAAUUAUUAGUAUUAUUUCAAAGUACGGGGACUGCAUGUGCUUUAUAUUUUAAUUUUUAUAAUUUUACGAGACAUACUUUUAAAUCAAUGGCUGCCAUUGACGGCAAUGGAUGUCCAAUCCAUUUUGAAUGGGAUGGCGUGGAUGAACGAACAUUCGCCCCAUCCCAGUUAAAAUGGAUUGACCGUCCAUCCCCGUCAAUAGCAGUGAAUGAGUUUCCUGAACGAGUUAAUGAGUUCCAUUAAUUAAUUCAGACAUGUGAAAACACAUUUUUGACAAUUUGAAAACUACUUUAGGGCUGCCACAAAUGAUUUUUUGGGUAGUCAAUGAAUCCCUGACAAUCAUUUUUGCAAUUACUCAGCUUCAUGUAUAAAUUAUGUGUUACUGUUAUACUACUCUGGCCUCAACAUAUUAGCUGUAAACUGUAUUACAACUAGAAACCGCACAAGUUAAUUAGUUUUCUUUAACCUUUUUCAUAGACUUCACUAUCAAUUGACAGGACACGGGGCUCAGGGCCAAUCCGUAGGGGGCCUAUUUUUAAAAACUUAAAAUUCAAAUAUUUUCAAAACCAAAGCUGCAAGCGACCUAAAACCAAAACAGGCACCUACCUUAGGCAUAUAUGAGUCUCCAAGAGAAGCAACAUUAAAAAAUUCAAGGUUGUUCCCUAAUUAAAUCCCG